Messenger RNA from Pogona vitticeps (central bearded dragon), 1403 nucleotides. Lineage: Eukaryota; Metazoa; Chordata; Lepidosauria; Squamata; Agamidae. The record is from RefSeq and is a predicted model, not a curated record.
GCCUGGGCGGGGAAAGUACAUACCAGUCUAAAUAGGUCCACACCAGACUUUCACUUCUUUGUUCUACCGCAGCAGCUUUUUCCGCUUCUUUUACAGAAUAACAAACAUUACAGCCUGGGGGAAGAAUACCAGCAGCGGUUUCAGAACUUUGUUAGCAAUAAGAGGAAGAUUGAUAAGCACAAUGCUGGGAACCACACCUUCCAAAUGGGUCUGAAUGCAUUCUCAGACAUGACAUUCAACGAAUUCAGAAAGAAGUAUCUCUGGCAUGAACCCCAGAACUGUUCUGCCACUACUAGCAACUUUGUUAGCAGUGCUGGACCAUAUCCAAAAACCAUAGACUGGAGGAAAAAAGGAAAGUAUGUGACACCCGUGAAAAACCAGGGUCCUUGUGGCAGCUGCUGGACUUUCUCAACCACUGGCUGUUUGGAGUCUGCUAUUGCCAUCGCAACAGGGAAGUUACUGAACCUGGCUGAGCAACAACUGGUUGACUGUGCUCAGAACUUCAACAACCAUGGAUGUAGUGGAGGUCUCCCCAGCCAGGCGUUUGAGUACAUCCUGUACAACAAAGGACUCAUGGGGGAGGAUAUGUACCCUUAUCAUGCAGAGAAUGGUACCUGCAAAUUCCAGCCUCAGAAAGCCAUUGCGUUUGUCAAAGAUGUCAUCAACAUUACCCUGUAUGAUGAACAGGGCAUGGAAGAAGCAGUAGGGAGAUACAAUCCAGUGAGCUUUGCCUUUGAAGUGACAGAAGACUUCAUGCACUACAAGCAGGGGGUUUACACCAGCACACAAUGUGAUAAAACCCCAGACAAGGUCAAUCAUGCAGUCCUGGCUGUAGGCUAUGGAGAAGAGAAUGGACUUCCUUACUGGAUUGUGAAAAAUUCCUGGGGCUUCCAAUGGGGCAUGGAUGGAUAUUUCUAUAUUGAACGUGGAAAGAACAUGUGUGGACUGGCUGACUGUGCCUCCUACCCAGUUCCUCUCAUCUAAAGCGAGGCUGGAUUUCAAUAUGGGGAGAUAGAAGUAGGCAAUGCCUGAAGGUGCCAAGCAGUAAAGAACGACAAGGAGGAAGAGCAUCCCUCUGGGGAGGAGCUCAGCGAGUGGACAUUUCCUCCUCCGUAUCCAAGGGAGAGACCACAGUGUGAUUUCAGCCUGAUUUGCUAUGCUUGCCAAACGCCUCACUCCCGUUUUAUUUCCCCAGCAGUACUGCUCAAACGGCAUCAAAUUAUGCCCUUUUAUUAAUUCUCUGGUACCGCAUCCCUAAUACGUGAUCUCUCACACACCCUGUAAGAAAGGAACUGAUAUAUCGCCGCGUUUCCCCCGACACGCACAGACAUUGCGCCGCUUCACUGAAUCAUUUUUGUAAUGGACUUCUAUUCAGAUUUAUAAUAAAAAGGAUUUAUAGACGA